Messenger RNA from Pocillopora meandrina, 31075 nucleotides. Lineage: Eukaryota; Metazoa; Cnidaria; Anthozoa; Scleractinia; Pocilloporidae. The record is from the annotation of a GenBank genome assembly.
AUGAAGACAUCUACUUUAAAGAUUACUUUAAGCCAGGUGAUUUAAACUUGUUUGAAUGUGCCAGUCACGUACAUUAUAUUUUAUACUUGGAGCCACUUAUUAGUAUGUUCGUAUUUGAUCAACAGGUUGCAUUGAAUUUAAGAGGCUUGAGUUUGUGUACUUACUGAAGUUAUUUUUUUCCAUUUGUUUACAGGAAUACUUGUCAAAGCCUCCUUUUGAGAAAAGAUUUACUUCAAGUGUCUUAAUUCCCAUUAAAAAGCCUCAAAUUGAAAGGUCACAAAAGCUUAAGUAUGCUACAAAAUGGAAGAGUGAGGGUCACUUGGUUAAUAACUCUUUUGUUAAGGAAGUAAGCACAAACAUGUCGUACAGAUAUAAGGAUUCACAAUCUCAACCAUCUUCUUUACCAAGAAGAUAUUUUUCACUUCCAAAGAAUUAUUCUUCAGUUGGUACUGACAAUGGUAAAGAUUCAUCACACUCUAAAAGGUAUAGGUCUAUUUCUUCGUCAUCUGCAACUUCGUCUGUGACACCUUAUGCUCAGUCUUCAAGAUAUGGAAGUUUACGAACCUAUGGUGCUUCCACAAACAGUUCUACAUCUGAGGAUAUUAAAAAACCAACUUCCCGUCGGGCCUCAGGCAGCUCUGUGACCUCUAGAUCUGUUGGGAUUAGUAGCAUUCCCCGUAAAAGUUCUUACAGUGGUACCUUGUCUUCUUUGGUAUCCUCAAGUACACGUGAUACAACACCAUCAUACUCAUCUAGACAUGUGUCAAGUAUUCCGCAUAGGACUUCUGGAAGUUCAUCAAUAAGUGCAGACUCCAACUGGAUGCCAGGAGGAGCUCCUGUAAGGCAGCGCUCUAGUAUCACACUGCGUGAGACCCAGCCCACUUGGGGCCCUGAUGGUCCUCCAGUUAGACAGUACUCUAGCAGCUCAUUGCGAGAUUCUCCAUUUACUUUGCCACCAAGGAGAUCGUAUUCCUCCUCAAAAGGAUGUAUUGAUAAUGAAACAAGGACAUCAUCAAGCAGAAAAUCAGGUCCUGUUGAAAUACUAUCGACAGACCCUAUGUCAGCAUCAAAUGUUGAGUACAAAGGAAAUAAUGAUAGUGAAGAAAUUGAAAGAACAUCAUAUUGUAGGAAAAUUAGUCCCACAGAACCAACAUCAAUGAGGCGCACUUCUGCUCCUUCUGUUCAGUAUGCAGGAAGUAUUGAGAUUAAGUCUGACAAACCAUCAUCACCCACAUCACCUUCAUCACCUGCAUUACCAAAAUCACCCACAUCACCUACAGUUUCUUAUUCUGGUAGUAUUGCACAUAAAGAUAUGCUAAGCUCAAAGAGUGAAGCUAGCACAACGAACAGCUCAUGCCUAGAAGGUGCCAGUGGUGAUAGUCAUGCUGCUUCCAGAGAUAGUAAUGAUGAUGAUGAGGUUGAAUCCUCUGCUGCAAGAGACAUUUCACUUUUAAGUAGAGAAAUUGCAAGUGUUUAUGAAGGUUCUCUCACUCGGAGUGACUCAAGGAAAGUCAAAGGAAACAAUGUAUCACAAAUCAAGAGUUCAACAGAAAGUAAAAAGUCAAGGAAAAAUUCAAAACAGGAAAUACAGAAUGACAUGCCACAAUCCAAUGAGAAGAAAAUAACCGCAAGUGGGAAAUCAUCUCGAGAACAAAGUCCUGGAUCAGAUACAGGGCUUAAGUUUAAAAAAGGUCAUAAACGAAGUGCAAGUACUGGGUCUACUUCAGUCAAAGAUGACAAAAAAAGUAAACCUGUGAGAAAAAUUUCUGGAAUCUUUUCUCGGAAAAAAUCACGGGAAUCAACUGAUUCCGAAGAUGAUGAGGAGAGGUUACAGAGCAAAGGCUCAGGGCUUUUCUCCCGAAAAGGUUCAAAAGAUUCGGAGAAGGAUUUUUCCUCACCAUCACCUCCAUUAUCCCCUAAGACAUCUCCAAAGCGGAAGAUUUCUGGUCCUGGUAGAUUGUUUUCUUUCUCUAGUGACUCAAAGACAACUCCUGAAAUGCCACGGAAGUUUUCCGUUCCAGGAAAAUAUUUUGCAAGUAAGGAAAGCAAAUCUGGUGGGGAAUCGAGUGAUUUGGAUUCUGAAGGUCCAAGACCUUCUCGACCUCCUGUGAAAAGGAGAGUCUCUAUGCCAGGAAUGUUAUCUUUAACAAGAAGCUCUAGCACAGAAAGAUCAUCUGGUGGUGGCUGCCAUCCCAGCCCUGAUCCUGCAGCUGAUCCUGCUCUUCUUCAAAGACAGAGAAGUAGUUUUAAGAAAGCACAGUCUUUUGAUGCACAGAGUGAUAAGGCAAAACACUCCAUGUUGAGUAAGUUAAGGUUUUGGGAUCAUAACAAGAAGGAUAAGUCACCUGAUUCAAGAAACUCCACAUCACCAGAGGAGGGAAGAUCGCGAUCAGUUUCUCCUUCUGUGGAACCAACACGUAGGAUUUCUUUGGAAGAGAGGUUAGAAAAUACAACUUCUCAAUCAAGGAGGAGUAGAGAGAGAACUACCAAGAAAAAGUCCUCCCAAGAAAAAAUACUUGCUGAUGCAGUAGCACCUUUAGAAUCAAAUGCAAGGCAGGCUUUAUUAGGUCAUGAUAAAUCGCAGGUUUCUCCUAAGGUGACAAACUCAGGUCUAGUGGCAAAUGAUGUCACAAAGAGUAUUGGUAAAGAGCCUAAAGUACAGUAUGUUGGUCCUGUUGAACCUUCCACAACAUCAGAGCUACGGGCAAGGAAAAGAGCACAAUACAGAGUGAAUUCAGGGGAGAAACAAACAGAAAGUAAGGUAAAGGCUUCAGGUAAUCCAGCACAAGCUGAAGAGUCAAUAAAAUCUACUGGAAAGAAAGCUGAAAUUGCAUUGUCAGAUGCCACUGAUGAUGCAUCAAGAGACACAGUGUCCAAGUUACGAGAGAGGAGAAGGCGGAGACGCGAAGAAAGGGAACGCUUCUUCGCAGGUUUGGAGCCAUCUAAAAACUCAACCAACAGACCUGCUGAAACAACUCGAAAGGAUCCCGUUCCAGUUGAACCAGCUGUUAAAGAUGUUAAUCAUGAUGAAGUUGAUGGAAGAACAAUUUCUUCAAGCAACAAGCCAGAAGAUAAAAGUGGGAGGAUAACUAUUGAAAGAAGGAGUGACCAUCAAAAUGGGCAAAUUCCGAAAAAGUCAAACCUCAGAAAUGGGAAACCUCGCAAUCAAACUAUUGCAUCUGUGGUGCACAAAGAUAUUAUUGCUGAUUUGAUCAGAGAGAAGGGCCUUAAGACAACUACAAAUGCUGAAGUCAAAAUCCCCUCUGUGGCUGAACUCAGAGCAAAGUUCUUGAUAUCCAAGGAUGAUGCAAAGGUUAUUCCUCCGAGGCCAAUUCUAAAACUUGAUGAUCGACCUCACAGUAUCUGUGGGGAGAUUUUGUCGCCAACUGAGAUGAAAAAGUUUGAAGACAUGACUUUCUCCCUUGCUAGGAAAGUUUCUUCAGAGGCUGACAACUUAAAUAGGAAAUUAUCUAAUGGUGGUAAUGGCUCUUUAACGCAGAUUGAUGCUCAGUGGAAAACACUUUCAGGUGCAAAUGAAGAGAAAAGUCCACCUUCUUCUCCCAGAGUCAACAGUAAGGUGAAAAAAGAUAAGAAAGUUAAGAAUUCUCUGAAAGAAAAUGAACAAGUGGGAGAGGAGCCUGGAAGCCCUGAGAGUGGUAGUCAUAAGAAGAAAAAAGGAAGCAAGAAGAAGAAGAAGAAAUUGAUAUUUGGAAGUGAAAAGGAAAAGGAAAAAGAAAGUGAUAAAGACCAGGAAGUUAAACCACCAGAGGAGGACACUGAUUUGCCACAACAUGGAGCUGUAUCUGCGGCAAUAAAAGCCAUGUUUUCACGAAAGCCUUACACAUCUGAGAAGAUUAAGAUAUCGCGGAAGCAGCGAGCCAAGACAGUGCCUAUUAACCAAACAGAGAAUAGAGAUAUUGGGCAAUCUGAAAUGGAAUCGAGGGAAAGGAAGAAAUCAGCCCCGGCAUCAACAGAUGUACAGAACUCUCCAGAUAUGAAUGCAAAGCCUGUAAAAAUUGAGAAGAAAGUUGAAAAGGGUGAGAAAAUUGAGAGGAAAGAGGUAAUGGAAGAUCUUGAAAAGAAAACGGAAGAUGUAGAUGAGAAAGAAAAAGCAGGGAAGGAUGUAGAGCUGCAGCCAACUGAGGAUCUUGAGGAGGCACCAGUAAAGGAAAGAAAGUCCCUCAAAAAACGUAAGUUCCUUUUACAUGCUUAUUUUUUAUUGAAGUAACUUUGGAUUAAAUCCUUCUGGUUUGCCUUUAGUGAUGUGUCAUUCCCACUUUGAUUCCAAGUUAAUUCUGUGGUUUAAUUUUUUUUUUAAGUAUAAAGUUUUCAAUCCAUUUGGUUUAUUUUUCCUUUGUCUUGUGAUCCUAAUUAUCCUAAUCCUUAAUUUCCCAAGAUCUGAUUGUUAAUUCUCCCUUCUAGCUUCCACACAUUUCCUUGUAAAUUAGUUAUGAGAAUUUGGUAUGCUUAAAAGAUUAAGAGAACUUCUACCUGAUAAAUUGGAGUAUUCUUGUUACUUGUUUUCUGGAUAAUGUAUGGAUAUUAGAGAAAGAAGUUACAUUUUGAUCACUUCUGGGAAUUAAAAAAGGGUUAUCCUGAACAAGGAAAAUAAAAAUCAAACAUGUUAAAAAAAUUUAAGUCAAGAAAGAAAUUGAACUAAAAUGUAGACAUUGCAGAGUAGACAGGAACUUAGAAUGCUGUGUCCAUGAAAAUCCAGAUUCUCAGAACUGGCAGAACAGAAAAUUUGUAGAGCCCAUUAUAGAGAAUUAGUGGUAGGACCAGGGUAGUAGAAAGUGUAAAGUGGAACACUGAGCUCAGAGGUUAAUUUGUUAUUUGUGUUGAUAAAAUACUAAUUUCUCAGAACCAGCUGAGAGCAAAGAGUGUAAUGCUUAGAAAGGAGAAUUUAAUGGUUUAUUGGUUAGAAGUGAAAACAAUGAUGUUAUUUUAGCUCACAGGGAAAAUUACAGAUGUUUUUGUCUCUUGUAAAGCUGUUGGCAAGAGAAAAAUAGCUGGUGAUAAUUGUAUCAAGAAAAAAAUAAUACACAGUGUUUAUUGUUUUCUCUUUGUUAGCAAGGUCAAUCCCACUUUGUUAUGACAGUAUUCUGUAACACAAUCCGCUAUUUUGAUAUUUUCAGUUCAUUGCCAAAGAUUGUUUGUUUAAUCAUUAUGGAAGUUGUGAUCAUGGCCUAAAAAAGCUUAGUUUUUCACCCUUAGCUCCUCUUUCUAUUACAUCUCAGCCAGUGAGAUUGCAAGAGAAAUAUUUUAAUUUUGAUUAGAGAUUUUAAGGGUUGAUAAGCUUUGCUCAGGAAACAUUAACAAAAAUAUUAAUGUAUAACCUUCAUGAGGAUGUGCUCUGUAAAUUGUUACUAAAUAAGACAUGGAUCCAAAAGUAAGUUCACUUUUCUCUUUUUAAAUCAACAAGUAAUGAAUGUUUCAGUUAAAAUUUACCUCUGUGUCUGUGUGAAAGAAUGUUUAAGUAAGCAAAGGAUAUAUUGUAUAAAUCUUUUAGAUUUAUCUGCAACUUGAUACACAAAUUGAUGCUCUCACUGCUCUGAGUUAUACAGCUGCAGCUGAGGAGUUGAAACGAUUGAAAAUAUUUUUUGUUUCAGUUUUUCUGCCUCAUGUUUGAUUCUGUCAAAUUAAACAGAUAUUAAUUUGAAAGCUGCAUGUGUUUGUACUACAUUUACAGUGUAGUUUUGUCUGUGAUCCUGUUUUGAAUUGUAUGUUUUCCUUAUAUAAAUUACAGUAGUUUUAUACAUGUGUUCCCAAGUGUAUUUGACCCCUCUUGGUGUAAAUUACCACCAAGAUUUUUAGCAGGGUUGUGCGUGUAUUUUCAAGAAUGGAAGGCAUUUGCAAAUAAUUAAUUUUCAUUCUGUACUUUGAGUUAGAGCAGUUCUAACUAACUUGGACAAUUUUGUCCUUUUAAGGAACCCUCUGAUUAAUAUUUGAUGUGUUUUUAGAUCAAGUUUCCAUUUGUGAAGAAACUAUUUUUAAAAAUCUACUAUACAAAACAGUUUUAAAUGUUUUGUUUAUUUGUAUAAAAUGUCAACUGCUGUAUGUCUCUGGGGUACGAUAAUCAAUAUUUAGAUUUUUCUAGCCCUGAGUCUAAAAUUUGGACCAUUAUGAAAAUGUUUUUAUUUUUUUAACAUAUGCCUGCUAAUGAUGCUUUUAAUAUAUAAAUUGAGACCAAUACAAUGGAAAUGUCUGUCAGAGACAAUAUGAUAAUUAGGCAUCUUUAUUUUAAACAGAGGUUGGUUGUAAACAUUAUGGCAUUCUAAAGUGAUAUUUAGAAAGAAUAAAGGGGCCAUGGUCAUUUCAGUCCUACUUUGGUCACUGUAGCAAAUUUAGAAUGCUAUUUCAAGUCAGAGAGAUUUGACAUGGACAGUGAAAGGUUUGAAGUUGUUAGAUCAGGAGGAAAUUCCCUACUUUUCAGUUAGGCAACAAUGAAAAAGAAACAAAUCAGUUCUUUUUGCAACAAGAUUAUUCAUUCUCAUCAGCAUUCCAAUGGAGAAAAAUGAUGAUAGUUUUGUGUGGGUACAGAAGAUGGUAACCACUUUGUUGAGGGAUACGUUUCUACUCCAGGUAGCAGUGUAGAGAAAUGUAGGCAGCUAUGUACAUAAUGAAUUGUCUACUUGGAAAAAUUUGGUACAAUUUGUUCUACUGUAUCACUAUCAAUUUGUGUAACAGCCAUUGUUGUCUUCCCCAGCCAUCUUGUUUCCUCUUUGGUUUUUUCUUAUUAUCUCUUGUAAUUGCCUUUCAAAGAAUAUAUUUUGCUGAUUAUAUUUAAUGAUAAAACUCUGUGACAGUCAAAGUCCAUCAAAUAAUUUGACUUCAGGUAUGUCUCUUGAACCCUUUCACUCUCAAGAUCUCCUUAGUAAAUUUCCUUACUGUCCUCCAUACAAUUCUUAUGAUGUUAGUUUGGAGAAUAUGGUAUUGGAUCAACUACAGAAGUAAUUGUCAAUUGAUAUUUCUCUUUAUUCUCAUCACUUGUCUGCUAGAUAUUGUAUUGAUAUUGUAAGGAGAAAUUCUGUCUUGGUCACUCAUGACAGUUAAAGGGGUUGAAAGGAAGAUUUUCUCACUGUUUCCUUUCAGCUUCCAAAAGCAAAUCUAAGAGAAAGUUGUCUACAACUCUGAAACCCUUCAGCAUGAUGAAGACAAAAUCAGAAUCCAAUCUUGCCCAGCGAUUCGACUUUGUGGCUGUGGAUAUUCCUCUGGAUGGUGAGCCAGAGCAGGAGAAGGAUAAGGAAAAUGAAACACAGACAACAGAGGAUAAGAAAGAUGAGCCAAUUAAGCAGGAUGAAGCACCUCCUCAUUUCGGUCAAAGAGGAAGGCGGCCAAGUGUUUUUGAAGAGGGUCUAAAAGAAUUUUAUGAUUCAACCACGACUGGAGAGAAGGUUGAAGCUAAGGAAUCAAAGGUUCCAGAGAUCACUCUGGAGGAUCUUGAUGCUGUUUCAGGACAGACAACAGAGUAAGUACAAAUUAACCUUUUAAAACUCAAGAUCUGAUUGUUAAUUCUCUCCUCCAGCUGCUACACAUUUUCCUUUAAAUUAGUUACAAGAAUUUGGUUAUAGAUCAAGAUACCAAUUUCCACCUGAUAGGUUUGAGGAUUCUCAUUACCUGUUUGCUAGACAACAUCUUUAUAUUACAAGGAGAGGUUACAUGUUAAUCACUUUUGGUAGCUUAAGUGUUGUAAAGAAAUGUUGUAUAAAGUUUCUAAAGGCGAGGUUUGCUGCCGAAAAGAAGACAAUCCUGAGUGUCAGCUAUUGGGGUUUGAAGAAAUUGGCAUUGGCUGGCUAUUACAGUUUUUUAUGAAACCCUGAAAAAUACAAAAAUAGUAUUAUCUGUGAUGUUGUGUCCUAGGAAACUGACAUCUUUAGCAGGGGACAGAAUGAAGAUUAGACCUAAGCGUCACCACAGAUCAACAACAAAUCCAGUGAAAAACCUACAGCAGAGAAAUGAUGUGCGAACAGAGACUGAGGUAAAGUACUGGCACAUGUAUUUGGCCUUGCUCACUUUUGAAUUCUCUGUGGUUCAGUGGUAGAACAACAGAGCACAAAAUUAAUAGUGGUCAAUUGUCCGCUGUAUUAUUUAUCAUUUACAAAAAUUUCAAAGAGUGAUCUUUUUAAGAGUGCUGUCAAUGAAUGUUGCUGGAGGCUUUUUAUUAUCUGUGUUUACCAAUCAACUUGAAGCUUCAACAUCCCCUCCCCCCUCUGGGAAAUCCAUGGGCAUUUUCUGUAGUCCAUGCCUGGGGGAAGGGAGGUGGGAAAUUUGAACCUUGCCUGGCUGGGGUGAGGAAUUUGAACUGAGAGUGUCAAGUUUUUUCAGCAGAAUACUAGUGUUGUAUCUUGAACUAUCUUAUGGUAAAUAGUUUACUUUUGGGAGCAAAUGCUCAGUAGAAACGGUCUACAAGAUGUAGGUUGUAAAGUUUGGUCAAUAUGUAGAAAGUCACAGUGGCUAAAAUUGGGGAGGGCAUUUGAAGACAGCUUUUUCCCUGGCAAAGGUGGAGGGGGGGGGGCAGAAUUUGAACAAACCAGUCCUCAAAAGUUCAAAUGCCCAGGGGGCUGGUGGAGAGGGGGGGGAAUUGAAGCUUUGAAUUGAUCAACACAUGAGAGAAGGUCAUUUGAUGAUGAUGAUGAUAAUAAUAAUAAUAAUAAUAAUAAUAAUAAUAAUAAUAGUUAUAAUAAUCACAAUUAUUGUAGCACUUGGAUAGAAUCAGUUCUUUUAACUCGCAGGUUGAGCGACCGAGAAUAGAAAAGAAACAGGUCACAAGUGAGCAUCCUGUCAUCAAGAGAAAGAAGAAGAAAUACAAAGAUCCUGACAACCUGUGUAUGUCCUUUUUUCCUUCUAGCUGUCGAAGCACAUUGCAAAUUUCCACUUCUUUGUAGCCUUUUAGGAAACUUGUCUGCCUUUUAUCCUUGUGGAUAUUCAUAACAUAGUAAUGUGGAGAGUCAAUUUGCAAAUUUUGUGGCGGUGGAAUGGCCUUAGGAGUUUGGGGAAAACAUGUAUCAUGGCACAGAUGGCAUGACCCAUUGUUAAAUAUGGCAGAUUAAUUUUGGAAGGCUUAGUUGGAUAUGAAGGCCAUCUUUAGUGUCAAAUAUUAUGGUAGUGCUCACUUGUCAUCCCAUUUCAUCUCAUCUCAUUUCAUCUCAUCCCAUUUCAUCUCAACCCAUUUCAUCUCGUCCCAUUUCAUCUCAUCUCAUUUCAUCUCAUCCUAUUUCAUCUCAUCCCAUUUCAUCUCAUCCCGUUUCAUCUUGUCUCAUUUUUUCUCUUCUAUUUACAUCUUAUCUCAUCUUUUCUCGUUUUAUCUUUCUCUUCUUAUCCUAUCUCAUCCCAUUUCAUCCCAUUUUGUCUCGUCUCAUUUCUUCGCAUAGGUAUCCGGUUAGAUCGCGCCAUGGUUGGAUCGCUCCCAGUUAGAUCGCUCCAACCAAAAGUUAGAUCGCGCCACUCGAAAGUUAGAUCGCUCCAUCAAAUAAGUUACUAUGCUAACAACAUAAGGUACUUCGCUCCAUGUUGUAAUGUGAAGUAUUACUUUCCAAUGAUCUUUAAAGUUUUAUAGGUGAUGAUGUGUCUUGUGACGAUUCGAGUACUUCGUCCACACUUUGUCCUUCAGAUUAGCCACUGAGCUACCGAUGUAUGAUGUAUAGCGAUGAUGGAAUACAUGAUCGUGGAAUAGAUUAUAACUUUAUUGUCUGAAGUGUAUUGAUCAUUCUAAUACCAAUACUGUCCAGUGUGGCCUUUUUUGCUGUUUGAUGUAAGGAAACUGAUAUCUGCCAUCUUUAAUUAAUAAAUUAGAUUACACUUCGUGAGUCCCUUACAUGAGGCUUCAUUUGUUUUUUCUGCGUAGCUCGGAUUUUUUUCAAGCGCGCGCCAGCGAUUUUAAUCGAUUGUUAGGUAAGAUAUACACGUCAUUUAAUGAAUUAUCAAUUUAGAUACCUUAGUUUUGCUACCUUAACCUUAGUUUUCGACAUGGAGCGAAGUAAAUUAUGUAGGAGCGAAGCCACUUACUUGAUGGAGCGAUCUAACUUGCGAGUGGAGCGAUCUAACCAUGGUGCGAUCUAACUGUAAUUCAUCACAUCAUAUCACUUCACAUAACUCUACUUUCACAUAACAUAAAAAAAACUUGCACCAACAGUACAUUUGUAUGAUGUUCUCUUGUCUACUUACAGGGAGGCGUCACACUCUCGACUUGGCGGCAUCAGCAUUAGCUGGUCUGGCCAGCACUGAAGAUUUCACUAAAGUCAGAUUGCGUAAAACUGCUGGGCCUGAAGAGAAGGAAAAGGAUGAGUACAGAGGAAUAAAACCUAUUAUGCUGAUCCACAUAAAAGGUAAAUAAAAAAAUCUAUGGAUUUGGAAAGUCACAAGAGUUUUUAACCCUUUAAUCCCUAAGAUUGACAAGGUUCUAAUUUCCUUUACAGUAUCACCCCAGAAUAAAAGGUUUAAGUCAUGAGAAUAAAGGAAUGAUCAGUAAGCAACGAAGCUCUUGAUGGUUUUACAAAUUCUCCCUGUUAGAACCUUGGAAAUGUAUAGAGAACAGUAUGGAGAAUAUGCAUGGUGAUGCCAGGGUGUAAAGGGUUAAUUGUGAGGGAAUAUAUGACAGGAGUUACAUACAUGUGGGAGAGACAGUGGCCUGAUGGUCAGUGCACUGGACUCCGGGUCGAGAGGUCUGGGUUCAAGACUUGGCCAGGUUACUGUGUUGUGCUCUUUGGCAAGACACUUUUACUUUCCCCAUGUCUCUCUCCACCCAGGAAGGAGUUUAAAUGGGUACUGAAGAAUUGUCAGGGAAGCCUGAUGAAAUACUAUGGGGUAACCUUGUGAUAGACUGGCAUCCCAUCCAGGGGGGAGUAGUUACACUCCUUGUCGCUUGAUGCUUUAUGGAAACUGGGAAAAGCUCCGGCUACGUGGGCCAGAAGACUUGAGUACAGACUUUAUCUUUACUUUUACAUGCAAAAGUUCUGUGUGACGAGUGCUUAGGCGCGAAACUCAGAGUCACAGAGAAUCGAUGCGUCCUCUUUAAUUCUUUAACUGAUUUAUACUUAGCUUUGCUACCACAGCAUUGAGCACUUUAUGCUAAAGUAGACUCUACCCCCACUUUCAUUUAUGCUUUUACAUACAUUAAAGUUGAGCCCUUUGUAUUUUGUGUACAGGACGGCGUCAUCUUCAAGUACGUCUCGUUGAACCAAGUCUAAAGUCCUUAAAUUCUGGAGACUGUUUUGCUCUUGUGACAGAAAAGGAUCUGUUUUCCUGGAUUGGAAGGGAAUCCAAUCCGUAUGAAAAAGCCAAGGUUUGUAAAUACAUGUACUUCUGUAGGAAUUGCUACAUGCCGUUUUUUCUAUUUCUACCUUCACCCCUAUAUCUAUCAUUGCUGAUACAACAAUCGUUACUGAUGCUACUGCCACCACGAUUGCUGUUUCUGCUGCUAGUUCUGCUAAUCCUGUUUCUCUUGCAACUAAUACUGCUACUGAUGUUAAUUCUUCCUCUUUUUUUGCUCUUUUGCUUCUUCUGCUUCUUCAUUGCUUUGGUUUUCUGAUAUUGCUUGUCUUGUUUCUUCUAUUACUUCUGCCACCACUACCACCUCUGUGUCUGCUUCUGCUUCUUCUGCUACUCCUGCUCAGUUUCUGCCACCACCCCUGAUACUGUAUUUGUAGAUCUCAUUUUGGAUUGUAGGUCUUAAAUAAUAAUUUUGACUUUUCCGUAGGUGACAGAAAUUGUCUCCAAGAUUAAAACAAAGAAUGAAUUGAACUGUAAGGCGCGAGACAUUGUCACCAUUGAAGAAGGAGACAUGGACUUCAACGCUGCCUUGGACAAGUUUGCAAACAUUCUGAGUGGAGAUCCUGGAAGUAAUCCUGUUAAAGGUUGGCUAACAUUUGUAUCACCUUUAACCCUUUACAUCCGAUCAUCAGUACAGGGCGUGAAAUUAACUUUUUUUUCUGAUAGCCACUUGGCUCCUAAAUUCUUCAAAGUGGUAGCCAAUUCAAAAAAAGUUGGUCGCCAUUUUCAAAGACAAACAAAAUCUUUCUUUACGCUGUCAGUGUUCUAGAUAGACCCUCCAAAAUUAAGUUAGGGAAAAGAUCUUUAACGUGCUACAAAGUGGAAACUAGGAUGGAUGAUAUACAACGUUCAGGCUCAUCUAAAUCCAAGAUGGCGUCUAGUUAUCGAUCGAGAUGCAUGUGCUACGUUUUGGAAACAAAGUUAACGAGGAAGUUUGCCGCGGAUUUAUCUUUGCAAAUCUUUUUAAUUCACUACAUCUCUUGGUAAGGUUAUGAUGAAACGUUCUAGUCGCCAAUUUGGCGACUAACUUUCAGGAUUUGGUCGCCAAAGUGAAAAAUUUAGGCGCAUUGGCGCCUGUAUUAGGCGCAAUUUCACGCCCUGACUGAGUAUGUCCUCUAUACAUUUUCUGAGGUGCUAACAAGGAGAAUUUGUUUAACAAUCAAGAGCUUCUUUAGUUGGUGAUCAUUUUCUUAAUUCUUGUGACCUUACUGUGUGAUUUAGGGCUGAUAUUGUAAGGAGAAAUUAGACGCUAGUCACUCUAAGGGAUGACUGGGUUAAAACUUGCUUACAAGUACCUCCUGACUGAAACAAGAGAUCCUACAAAGUGCCAUUUGUAUGUUUAACCUUUUGACUCCUAAGAGUGACUAUCACAGGAUCACCCCUGGAUCACAUGUCAACAUCACGAGAAUAAAGGAAAUGAUCACCAACUAAAGAGGCUCUUGAUUGUUAAACAAAUUCUCCCUGUCAGCGUCAUAGGAAAUGUAUAGAGAACUUUUAAGAGAAUAUGCAUACUGAUGUUUGAGUGAAGCAGAUUAAUUGCCAUGAUACCAAAUGUUUCGCGAAUGAUUACCUCAGCUUGAAUUAAGAGUGGUGUCCAAACCAAUCAAUACCCUCUAUGGACAAACAGUUCCCUUUAGUUGACACUAAGUCAUUUUCCCAGCUCUGUAAUUUUCCUUUGCCAAGGGUUUUUUUUAAUAAUGCUGGCAGAACCGAGUGGAGUUAUCGCAAUGAGAAGUUUCAACCUGUCGACCCCUCGGAGUGACUUGCUUCUUAUUUCUCCUCUUCAGUUUCACCCUUGCAUCAAAUGUAAAGGAAAAUAUCAUAAAUUUAGGAAGAUUCUCAUCGUCAAACAAAUUUUCAUGGUCACUGUUAUAGGGAAUGGAAAGUGAAUCGUGUCGAGAAAAUCAAUACCAAUGAUAAGGGUAUAGGGUUUAUCUCAAGUGAAAUCUGUAAUUUACAAUAUGAAUUUUCUAUAUGCUGAAUGGAAUGCAGAGGUUCACAGUCAGCACUAUUAUAUUUUGUUUAGUCUACACUAAAAUUCAGUCCCCACUUAUCCUCAUAUAGAUGCUCAAAAAAUGGCGAAAGAUGAAGAAUACGAGAAGGGUAUAGUUAAAGGCAACAUGGUUUAUAAAAUUCAUUGGACAGAUCCUCCAACUCUGAUGCCAGUAGAGACUAUGUGUGGACGAAUUCCUCAGGUCUCCAUUUUUGACACUAAAGAGGUAAUUACAUUUUAUUAGUAAAGCUUUCUGCUUUUUGCUGGUGACCAAUUAUUUGAUCAUCUGUGAAUCGUGUUCACGUUGGAAAUCUUGUUUCUGUGUUUUAAAACACUGAGUCGAGGGUGACAAUCUCUAACGCAGUGGUCAAGCGUCCGCGCAUGAGCGAACGUCGGAAUGACCAGCUGCCAGUAGUUGGCGUGCAUUGAGGCUGUCACAACCUAGAUGUUACAGAUAAUAGUAUAAGCCAGUUAGUCACGGUGUUGAAAGCGAACAUCACAAAGAAUAGUAAAUCAAUAGGAUAUCUGUACUUGAAAGAGCUUUGCGUUUGGAAAGUCAUCAGCUUUCCUUCCUUUAACUCUUGUAAGGCAAUUUAGCGCGCCACCCACCACCCUUCAUGGCACAUGAAGCCUAUACAACAUUCACCCAUGCACAGACGUUCGACCGCUGUGUUGCCUAAAUUGCAUUCGGCUACACUUUUUCUCUCACAGUCCUAGUCAACACAUUUUGUUUUUAUUCAGGUUUUCAUAUUUGACUUUGGUUCAGAACUGUACGUUUGGAAUGGACAACAAUCGUUAUCAGGUCAAAGAAAGUCGGCCUUCGCUCUGGCAAAACAACUAUAUGAAGAGCCUUUUAAACCGUAUGGAAAAAAUUAUGAUCCAAUCUACCCGUAUGGCAAACCCGAAAAUUGCACCGAAGUAGACAAUAAAGUUUCAACUGGCAGACCACCGUGGACGUUAUUUGCAAGGCUUCACGAAAAGGCUGAGACAAUCUUGUUUCGAGAGAAGUUCCUCGACUGGCCUGAUCCAACCAAGAUUAUUCGAAUGAAGGGACAUCCUAGUACGCUUGAACUAGCACCAACGGUACAGUGAAUUUUGAUUACUGCUUAUCAUUAGGGACCAGAAGUUCACUUCUGUUAUGGUUGUUUUGGUUAUUGCUAACCCUUUAAACCUCAAGGGUGACUAGCAUCUAAUUUCUCCCUACAGUAUGCUUCCUGAAUUGCACAUUUAGGUCAUGAAAAUGAAGGAAAUGAUCACCAGGAAAGGAACCUUUUGAUUGGCCAACAAAUUCUCCUUGUCAGCACCUUAGGAAAUGUAUAAAGAACAGUAUGGAGAAUAUGCAUACUGAUGUUAGGGUGUAAAGGGUUAAGAGAGAAAAAGGUCAAAGGGUCCUGUAGAGAGUUAAACUAAAGACGAUGGUAAAUUUUAAGCUUGGUCUUCAAAGCAGAUUGUUGUUUAAAAGUGAAUUGGUUGCGCAAAAAUUCCUUUGUGUCCUCGUCUCGAGCGUUUAAAAACUCGACUCGUGCCUCGAGUUUUCGAGGAUCGAGAUCGAGUUUCGAGGGACUGUCAACUUACUUUUGAGCGGUACUUUAAAUUUCAGUGUGUAAAACAUGCACAACACGAAAGACACGGAACAGUGUUGACAGUUUGAGAGUGAGCUUUGUUCGUGAACAGUGAUAUGUUGGUUUUCUCCAUGACCUUUAGCCUCCUCCUGUGGAACUGAAGCCCUGUGACCCUAAGAGCAUGCUGAAAAGUCCACCGCCAUUGCCAAGCCAGAUGUUUGAAGGGACGAAUGUUGGACGUGGCAAUGGGAUUCCUACUGUGUGGGUGGGUGACGUUUACAAGGAAGGAAACCUUGUGACAACCGCCGGUCUAACAGUGUGGCAUAUUAACGAGUACAGACACUUUGAGGUACAGCCAGCACAACAUGGACAUUUCCACUCAGGUAAACACAUCAAUGCUGAUAGUGUUAUUUAUUCUUGUAUGAUUGAUUCAUACAAGAAUAAAUAACUUGAUUCUUGUUUAGAAAGUGGUUGGUGCACGGGGUAGGGAGGACUGAGUUCGAGCCAUUGCCGAGUCUCUGUACCAUUGUCUGGGGCAAAACACGUCAAUAACUGAGUGCCUUUCUCCACGCUGGAGUUUAAACCUUCCGAGUGUCUGGCUUGUAAUUUCUCCUUAGAUUAUCACUUUUAAAUCAAAUGUAAAGUUCAUGAGAAUAACAGAAAUGAUCACAAAUUUAAGAAGCUCCUGAUUGUCAAACAAAUUCUUCUAGUGAGUACCACAGAAGAAGUAAAGAGAACAGUGGGGAGAAAAUGGAUGCUAAUUUAAGGAUGGAAAAGGUUAAAUAGGUUGCUUGUGAAAUGUUAGGAAAACUCGACAUAAUGCCCAUGGAGGGGGGGGGGAUUUCAAUGGAUUAGCUGAGAGCAGACCUCCAUUCAAUGUCUUUAAGACGUUACUUUAAUGUAGUAUUUUGAUGUUGCAGGGGAAGGCUACGUGAUCAGGUGGGCCUACUUUGUGCUCGCCGACAGAAUAGUCAAAGAUCGGAAGUCCCGUUGUCGUUCAACCGUUGCUGGGCGCGUCCGCUGCGCUUACUUUUUCUGGCAAGGAAAUGACUGUUCUGUGAAUGAGAAGGGUGCAGCUGCCAUCAUGGCUGUAGAACUUGAUGAAGAAAAAGGACCGCAGGUAACGAUAUGAAAUUUGUAUUGAAAGCCUUAUCCUGAAGUAGUUUGUGUGUGCUAUCCUGUCUUUGUUUGCCUUCUUGCUUGCCUAGUUCUAUCGCCUUUUCGUCUGUCAGUCAGUAUCUUCUUUUGGCUGUUUUGUCUUUUUUUUUAUUUCUUUCGAUUGGUUAGUUUUACCUCGAUGUUAUCUUUACAGGUAAGAGUGGUGCAAGGAAAGGAAACUCCAGUAUUUCUAAAUCUCUUCAAAGGGGGAAUGAUUAUCCAUACUGGCAGGUACACAGUUUGUGAACAUCUAGUUUUGACCAGCCUGUAGUAUUUGAUUAUCAUUUAUAUUUGAUCUUGAGCUAAGAUAUGUUCGAUUGAUUGUCUUCUCUGUGGAAAAAAAAUCACUCUCGCAGCGCCUCUCUUCACAGAAGAGUAAAAAUUGAAAAGGAAACGCGAAAAUUAUCCGAGGUGGGAUGAUGAAGGGAGUAUCUUAGGAUGGAUUAGCUGCCUGUCUUAAAGGAGUAGCAAUAAUUUUACUCACUUUAUUCUAUGGACACCGGGAUAAGCUUCAGCGGUUUGAGCCAUAAAGCUCAUGCGCAGAAGUCGUCUUUGAAUAAUGAAUCUGUAUUUCAGAUAUUUCCUCAAAAAUGUCCUUCACUGGUCAAAUUUUCAGCAACCCGCUGUCCAUUACACCAACACAAUGCAUGAAUAUUGGACGUCAAUUUUAUCAUUUCGUUGCAAUCAAACAGCAGAAAUUCAUGUUGGAUGUUCUCAAUCACGCUACCACGAACACAGCAUUCGAGUGUGUUGAUUCACUGGUAAACUGUAUCAUCAGGAGUCGAAAUUAUUCACGUAUUCGUUGCAUGUGUACAUUAUAUAUGUCCAUAUAUCAUUUAUCGCGAUUUAAUUUGAAUCGAAGUGCAGUUAGGGUACUUGACUCGAGAACAGAAGCAUCUCUCAUUCUGUGUGAAUAAAAGAGCCGAUGAAAACUCGUGUUGAGACCAGCUUGCGAGCAAGCCUCAUUCUUAGCGCUGCAGGACGCGCGUUUCUCCUCUGCGGAAAGAGCACAGACGAGUCGGGGAGAGGUUUGCGUGGCUCAAGGCGUUGUACUCUCGCGCAGGCGAGGAAGUGCUCGCGCUGAAGCCCCAAUAACGAGGGCCUGUUGAUAUUGGUUUCGGUGCGCGAAAUGCGAGUGAUCAAGUCGCGAUUAGUUUUUUCAUUUUUGCAUCCAAUCGGCUGAGAAAGUGGGUCGAGUUUUUCGACCAAUCAGAGAGCGAAGUAUAGCAAACUGACAAGACAAUUUCGGAUUGCCUUCAAAUGCUCACUUAUAAAUUGCUGUAUCACGCUAGAACAAAUCAUUUUCUAAGCAGGCAGCCAUACUAAACUUGCAAUGGGAGAUGCUUUUUUCUCAGGCCAAAUAAAUGUUUAUCAGUGAUCGUGAUAAUGAACAGUUUAAAGGAACGAUGUGUCUAACAUUUUUUAGAUAAUCUACCGAUCCAAAAAAACACAGAGAAGAAUGGUCUAAACUCUGAAAAUGAAGAUGGGAGAAAAGCUGAGCUACUUUUUGACAAAUACUAUUGUUUAUGUGAAAUUUCACUUCACUAAUUCUUUUAUUAACAGCUUACCCAAGGGCUGGUAUGACACAGAGACGUAAGUUUAGUUCUGAUUUUCUAACAAUAAUAUCCGCGUAAGUAAUUAUUUUAAACAAUAUCUUGGCAGGAAAACUUCCCCUACCUGAACCAACUUUAAUUUCUUCGUUAGAGCAGUUUUUAAUUGGGUGUAGUGAAACCAGAACCAAAAUAAUCAAAGUGACCAAUUGGAACAAAGGUUUACAUUAUCAUUAACCAAUGAGAGCUCUAAGUGAAAACUUGUCAACUGCUUGAAGCGCGGGAAAACGCGAACGGCCGGGUCGCGGUUGUUUUUUUAGUUUGCAUCUGAUUGGUUGAGAGGAUGGUGCGAAUCAAGUUAAGGAUGGCGCGAGCAAAGUUGAGCGAAACGAAAGCAAUCACGGGUUACUUUUGACACCCAGUAGAAAAUUGCUCUGCUUUAAUUAAAACUCUUUUUUGACGAGGGCGUUACUGACUGGCUUAAAACUCUAACUUGCCUUGAAAAGAAAGAACCAAGUCCUGAAUUAACAGUAAAAUCAUAUGGCGCGCCUUUCCAGUCAAUAUUCAAACAACCUUAAUAUACAAUACAUCCAUUACAUUUCUUUGCCAUAUUUUUUAUUUCCUUUCUGUAGCUGUUUCAUUUUGCUUCUUUAUUUUUCAUUUUGCUUCUAUAUUUUUUAUAUCUCUUCCUAUUAUUUUAUAUAUACGUGUUUAGCUCAUCUUUUUUUUAUUUUGUACUCUUUAUCUUAUAUGCGUUCUAUAUUUUUUAUAUUUAUUCCAUUUUUUUUUUUGUUUCGAGAGGAUUUUUUAUUUUCUUUCUAAUUAGUAUGCAACACGUGAUCACAUGAACGCGAUGCACUUUUCCGACAAUUUCAAAAGCAAAAUGGCGGAUGGAACUUUAAGAGGUGGCAACGAGAGAGGCCUUUACAACUUCGUCGAGUCUCUUCGUACCCUGUUGAUUGGUAUUCAGAAUUUGAACACACAAGAUGUCUCCGCUGAUUACUUUGAACUAACGUGCGUCUGGAAGAUGCAAUUUUAACUUUACAGUUGCUAUUGCAUAGUGUAUGGCAAAGUGAGGACUCUGUCCUUCGAGAUUUCAAGACAAUAAUAGAUGCUGUUUUGACAAAAGUACGCUUUGUUUUCCGUGCAAUGACAAAGUACGAGGAAAGAAAUUCCGUUGAAGCAACGAUAUCAAAUUCAUUCGCUUGUCCUACCACUAAACAAACAAGUGCAGGAAGACCAGUAAUCGUCAUCGAAAGAGAGCAGAUCGAAUUCUUACGCGAACUGCAUUUUCCUAGGUAAAAAUCGCUAGUUUGUUAGGUAUCAGUGAAAGUACUUUACGUCGAAGAAGACGGGAAUUAGAUUUGGAUGAUGACAGCGAAAACUGGACCGCAUUGUCAGGUGCGCAGUAAUUUACAGACUAAGGUUAUCUAUACUAGUAGCUUAUUUGGUUUAAUGCUUAUUAUCAGUGUGUUUGGACAAGGGUGAUAUAGUUUCGGGUAAAAUAAAUCUUUAAAAGCCAUACCCUUAGUCAAAAUAUUUUAGGUUCCCCAUCUCACUCAAUGAUGUACGACACUUCAAACUUUGUAAUUAAACUAGAACUUCUUUUCAGAUUCUCAGCUUGAAGACGCUGUCAAAGAAGUUAGAAGCAUUACUCCAAACAUUGGACAACGAAGAUUGCUUGGAGCUCUCCGAGCAAGGGGAUUUCGAAUCCAGCGAUGGAGGGUUCGUUACUGUCUUCGUAGAAAAGACCCGCUUGGGACAGCACUUCGCUGGAGUACUCCGGUUUACCGUCGAAAGUACUCUGUACCAACGCCAAACGCUUUGUGGCACAUAGACGGAAACCACAAGCUUACCAGGUACAGGUUUGUUGUGCAUUGCUGUGUUGAUGGGUAUUCAAGGGUUAUUGUGUAUGCCACCUAACUGAUAACAACCGAGCAGAUACAGUGUUGGAGCUCUUCAUCAAGGGAGUACAAAGUUUGGCUUACCUUCAAGAGUAAGAAGCGAUCAUGGACUGGAAAAUGUUAGAGUGGCACAGUACAUGUUGGAAAAUAGAGGACUAAACAGAGGAAGUAUCAUAACGGGAAGCUCUGUCCACAACAGCCGCGUUGAGCGUGCUCACAAGGAUGUUUACGCUGGUGUCCUUUGUCACUUUGCCAAUAUCUUUAGUGGAAUGGAAGACAUGGGUCUUCUUGACCCGUUAAAUGAAGUACAUUUAUUUUCAUUGCACUUUGUAUAAUACCAAGAAUAAAUAGGGCGUUGCAACACUUUACUAGUCAAUGGAACAAUCACCCUGUCUCCAGUGAACAUCAAUUAUCUCCCCUACAAAUUUUUGCCUCUGGGAUUUUGGAAAACAUGCACUCUGGAUACUCUGGAGUUGAGAGUAUUCUACAUCCAAAUGAAAUUCCAUUGUAUGGGUUUGAUCCAGAUGGACCUAUCCCGUUAGACGACGACGAUUACCAGGUCUCAAUACCAGCAGUUGAUGUUCACCUCACACCACAACAACUGCAUAUCUUGGAAGUCUCCUGUCAUCCUUUGAAUGACGAUGGUGAACAUGGUAGAACUCAAUAUUUGAGAUGCAUAGACAUCCUCAGGAAUCAGUUCAACAUAUAAGAAACUUGGCUGGUAACUAUCUUUCAAAACAGGUGUUCCCAGCAUUCAAUUAACCUGAAAUUCAUUGUUUAGAGAGUGAAAACAGGGCCAAGAGAAUUAAGAUCAAUUAACGCCUAUCAAACAGGUACCACUAUUACAGAUUGAAAACGUAAACAGUGUUAAAUUUAUUAAUUGCCUUCAAAUUGUAUCAAUCAGAAUAGAACAACGAAUGCAACUUAACCUUUACAGCAGUCAAGAAAAAAUACAUUAAAAUCUCAACAAUAAAGUUCUAAACAACUGCGCUCACUUGAAAAUGUCAACUUUGAACAGAUAACAAUAUAUUAGCUAACGAUUUCCCAGUUUGAUUUACUGGAAAAUAAUAUGUGCACUGUUGUUAGAUGUUUUAAAAUCGUAAAUACCCAUCCAAGGUAGAAAACAUAAUUUCACUACAAAAAUGAAUUAACAGUCUGUUCUAUCAGCUUGCCAUCAUAAUGGUCUUCUUUUUGUCACAAGGCAUAUUACACAAUAUCCAUUUCCCAAUAAUCUGAUGCAAGUAUUGCACUGAACUCCUCUCUAAGUUCAGGAAAUGACUGAUAAGUCGAGGAUAGCUCCAACACAGUAUUACAAGUGUGGGCAAUUGGUCGGCGACCCAAACCAGAUAAGUUGGUAAAAUUUACUUGGACUGCAUCAAAAAGCAUUAACUCAGACCCACUGAUAAACCUUACAAACUUUGAUAAUUUCUGAGGCGUGUCAAGGCCCUUAAUAUACCGUUUGAGAAACUUAAGGCUAUCCCUUUCCCCAUCACUCUCAGGGUUUGCCUCUAGGCAACUAAGGAUUUUGCUUGUGGAUGGUAUUAACAAUUCAUACCUUUUGGAAAUUGCUGCAAAAUCAGGAAAACUAGGAAGGAGUGUGGAAACUAUAUCCUUCCAGCAGUCUGCAAUAUACUGUGGCUUCUGCUGCAGCAGCUCCUUAUGGGCUAUUUCUUCAAUAACUUGAAUAAUAUUCUCAGAAUUUACCAUAAUUCGACAGUCAUAGUUACUAAAAACUUCUAAAAGCUGGGACAUUUCAUCUUCAUCAUCCCACUUCAUAUCACCAGCAAGGCACUUGUCAAUCAAACAUUUUUCAUCAAAUGAAAUGUAAUUUCUAAAGGAUUGACUCAGCAUAGCACUAGUUACAGCAGAUUCCCCCCAAAAAAGACAGGAAAGGAAUGUUUGAGACAGAAGGACUGGUAGGUAUUGACAGGUUAAAUAUCCUUUCACCAAAAUUCUGCCAACAGCAACCCAUUCAUCCCUUUGAUAAUCAUGUCUUACAAAUGGUACACGCUCAUUUUCUCCAACAAAAAGGGAAUCAUAUGUUUCUUUCCAAAAAAGAGAGAAAACAUCUCUGAGCAACCCAACACCUCUGCCCACUUCUUCAACUCCCCUGGCAUCAAUAACAAUUAUCUCUAUGUCCUGACUCAUAAUCUCAGAAUAAGUCAAUCAAAUCCUUCUUAAUAUUUAGCCUGUGCACUUGGAUGAUACGUUUUGUUAACAGUUGAGGUACAGGUACUGAUACAGACACAGGUACAUGCUCAGAUGAUGCAUGAACAAUAUCAGAGUUACUGCCUGUCUCUACAUCAUUUAACUCUGUAUUUUGAUGUGAUGUUUCUGCUUCAGUUGGAAAUGGUACACAAUAAGGUUGUGCAGCAUCCUGGCAGGGGUGGGACACAGCUGCAUCUGGCCUCCCUUCACUCUCCCCAAAUGAAAGCAACAGAGAGCUUCUUUGUGCUCCACUAACACUAAAAGGAAAUAUCAACUUGUUACAAACCAUAAAAAAAGGGAACUAAUUGGCAAUGAUGUAACAGACUAUGAAGGUUCAUCUUUAUACAAAUAUCACAAUCACAUGGAGUUGCAAUAAACCACAUUAAUUUAUGUCCUGUCCUGCCAAACAAUUGAAUAAAGAUCUGAGCAAACAAAUAAAUAAAUAAAUAACCAAUAAAAUAAAUAAAUACACAAAUCUGUUUGGAGACAAACUAGAUAAUAUUUCCAACAAAAAGCCAUUGUCAUGCCUAGUAGCAUGAUCUGGGAUGCCAGUCUAUCAUAUAUAAGAUGAUUCCACUGCAACGGGAAGCUACCUUUGCAGUGUGGCAAAAAAGCUAAAAGAAAUCUAUACAGGUUUUAUCUUCAAUGCAAAAAUUCACAAGAAAAAGUUCACCUUGGACUGUUAUCUAAUGCUGAAUUCUCUAGCUCCUCUUCAGUUUCUCUCUCAUCUUCAGAUUCCAAAGGCACCAGUGAUCUAACAUAAACAGUUCCUUGACCAGCCAUCCUGGUCACUCUUUCUGCAUCCAGAGUUAUGCCUUCUGCCAGCUUAGGAGUUAUUAGCUUUCCAUAGCAUGGCUAGGUUAAGAAAAACACACAUUACUUGCACGCUUCUUGCAAAAGUUAAGGGUAAAUCUAAUGAAAGAUUAGUUAAGUUAAACUUAUAUCACAAGGAAGGAGAGAGGGGUGGGGGUGGGGCAGUACCAGAGGAAAUCUAAAAUAACCCAACAAAUUCUGCCAAAAAUUCGAAGUCCAUUACUCGCGUCACUGCAGGUAUCCUCUUAUGUGGUUAAAUUUUUGGCAAAAUAGUAUAAAUGCGUAUUUAAAAAUAGUGCAGCCACAAAAAAUGUACAAACUGAACAGCAAUGAUAUUAUUAAAGCAUUAAACGUAGAACAAUGUUUAAACUUAUAUCACAACGCAAAGUUACCCACCUUGACAUAUUCAAAUAGCAAAAGCUUUGGAAAUCGAUUCAAUAUAGCAGCUUUGAGGGAAUGUGCAUCCCAGCUCUUGUCAAAGGGAAACUCGUGGCAGACAAGUUCUCUCUCUUCUAACUGAAGUCGGGUUGUAUGUGUAGGCACUUUGUUGAUCUUGGGACUGGGAAUAAGGACUAGAUCCUUGUAAACAAGUGUCUUGGGUGGGCGGCCUUUGGUCGACUUAAUGGUCUGCUUUGACCUUGCUGGUCUUCUACUAGUGCUUUUCCCACUAGCUCGGUUCGAACCAAUUGUCGGAAAGAGAGUGGCAAGCUGAGCUUGAAUAGAACUGUUAGAGGCUGGCGACGUCGAGGACUGAAUGGCAAGUUCGCUCGACUGAAGUUCCUCGUUGUUUACCUUACGAUCCCCGUUGUUCGGCUGACUGACAGAGACUGACGUUGAAUUCAUCCGAGGUAUUACAUUUCUCGUAAAACCAGGUCUCAAAUUACUUAAAAUCUCUAAAGCAUCCGCGGCCGCACGACAGGCAGUCGAUAGCUCUUCCUCCAUAUAGCCGAACGCCAAAAUGGCGGAAUGUAAAAAGUGUAGCGUGGUAAUGUGAUCACGUGUUGCAUACUAAUUAGAAAGAAAAUAAAAAAUCCCACUCGGAACGAAAAAAAAAAAUGGAAUGAAUAUAAAAAAUAUAGAACGCAUAUAAGAUAAAGAGAAAAAAUAGAAAAUAGAUGCGUUAAACACGUGUAUCUAAAUUGAUAGGAAGAGAUUUAAAAAAUAUAGAAGGAAAAUGAGAAAUAAAGUAGCGAAAAAAAUAUAUCUACAUAAAGGAAAUAAAAAAUAUGGCAAAGGAAUGUAAUGGAUGUAUUGUAUAUUAAGGUUGUUUGAAUAUUGACCGGAAAGGCGCGCCAUAAAAUCACGUAACAGUAAAAAUGUAGCGUAAUUUGGCGGGCGAGUGCUCAUUAUUUUCUCGGCGAAAAUUAUGACCGCCAUCUUUGAUUUUAAUGGAAGCGGAUGGCUGACGGAGAUAAAGAAAUUUUUCCUAAGGGGUGAGCGACAGUAAAGAAACAAGGAGGGGGGUGGGGGUGGGAGAGUUUUUUCGCUUUUCCCCGCUCGUCUCCCCCUCCCCCCCACUGUGGACUAUAACUCCAAAUCAAACAUGGCUGGUUGCAUAAAAGAUGGUUCGCUUCUUAGCGUUAAUUCACCCUAUUAAGACGCCUGCACUGCAAGCUCAUGAAAAUUUUAAUGUUAAAGACCAAACCCAUAAACCUCCUGAUGAAACCACAAUAAUCAAAAAUAAUUAUUUCAACAAGUAUGCUUUGGAGCGCAAAACAUCACGUUAACCUAUGAGAAGCAUAAUUGAAACGAAGUUUAAAGAAAAUAAUUUUCAUUUUUCCUGAAGUUAGUAUUAAAAUAAUUCAAAUUGUUAAUGGAAUUAACGUCUGAAAACUCAUUUGUCAAAUUUCAUAUUUACAUGAUUUCCUGUUCAUGAUUCCGCCUCACUGCCACUGCCACUGCCACUGUCACCCGCACAGUAUAUGUCGUUUUGUUUAGCAUUUCAUGUCUUCUCAGUGGACACUGUGUGGUCACUUACAUAAGGUUAUUGGGGCCCUUAAGCACCACGACGACGAUGCCGACGAACGAUAGGCCUGUUGGUUGUCACACAACGCCCCUCUCCUCUGAGAGGGGGCGUUGCGUGACACCCUAAAGAACAACUGCGAAGGAGAUUAGUGAUGGAUUCAACGUGUUUUCAGUUUAAAACGCCGCGCGACCUCAUCAUCAGCAUAACAUGCGAUGGUAGCCCUUGGUUUCAAAAAAUUUUGAAUAAUUUGCCGUCGCGGAUCCCGCCUCUAGACUUCGCUAAUGUGAUAAUUUUACGCUGUUGUUUAGCAGAGGACGGCAAGCAAAUGUACGAACUUUAAAACUUUCGUGCUGCGCCAUGUAAGUGUUCCAAUGUUGUUUGGCCUCAUUCUUGUUGCCGUCGCCAUCGUGGUUUGCUUAAUGUCCCAACUGUAUAAGAUAGACUCCUUUGGUAGGACGACAGACUGAACUCAUAGGAUGCGCAAGUAACGCACAUACAGACCAUCGUUCCGUACACUCAGUUAUUCGGUCGUCACCAACCGCACAUAGACACCUUACGUAGACAAACAAGGGGUAGGGGUAGGGUGGCUGACACUUGGAGGGGUGAAGGUGUUUCAAAGUAGACACCGCCCUUAGUCAGGAGCAUAUCACGAGUGUGGUGGUUGGGCUCGUCUCUCUUGGUCCUUAGCUUAUCUCUUGCGGGAUGGCCGGUCGUUUGUGCUUAUGUCAGAGGUGUUGAAGAGCAAGCACAAAGAACAUUAACUGGUUCUCAUAACUUGAUACUUUCACUUGCUCAAUAGGAAAAACAUGGUAGACGAGAACACAGCGAAAUUCACAGGUAGGCUUAACUCAUUAACUUUGAGAGGAGAUUUACUCGUUACUUCCUCUCCUCUCAGUGAACAGGUUAAGAGAAUAUCCUUCGUCAUGUUAUCUUGAUGUAAAACUAAAUUUUCAAUAAUAACAAUAAUACUAUAACUCGCUUUCAUUUUCUUUCGUUUUCUGCCAGAUUCCUCUGAGACUCGUUUGUAUGUGAUUCGUAAUGAAGAACCUGGAGAGGCCUACCUGAAUCAAGUCAAAGCAAGGUAAAGGCUUACUGUGUUGUGAUCAUUUCACUGUUAGGCACAGUUUUAAUCUCCUCACGCGAUACGCUUGUCAUGCGGAAAGUUUGUCUUUUCACGCGUCUUGAAAUACUCUCUCUUGAUAUUUUGGAAUGUUUUCUCACAUAAAAUACAGCUUGUCCUACCAAACACGCAUAUCGCGCAACACGUUCUUCACGAAACGCGCUCGUUUUAGAUACUCCCAGGUGAUCAUUUGAUUAUUAUAUCGCAUGAACUACAGUUCUAGUCUCCUCACGCACCGCGCUUAUCGCUCAAAACGGUCGUCACACAACACGUUGGUCACGUAACACGCUCGUCUGGCUUGAAUACCUCAGAUGAGAGCUCUAAAGGAGACAAAGACGCAACUUUUAUUUUUUUCAUCUCAUAGUUCAUAUUCGCUGCGAUCAAGGACCAGUUUAGUUCUGGUGUCACGGCGUGAAGCUCACAUCUACUUGUGGCAUGGAUGUAAAUCCAGUGAAGAUUCCCGCGCCACAGCCAAAGCAGCUGCCAAGAAAGUCCAGGAAAGGUAAGGCAGAAGUAAACAGAUGCAAAACAGUUAUGGGACAGGGAGUGUUGUGGGAGAUUGGGCAUUGGGUUUGCUUUACCACGUUAAGGCAAUUUUCAGUUGAGUCUCAAAAGUAUUGUGGUGUUUUUCCUUCUGCGUUCUUUAAGUUUAAGUUCUUUUCUUGUUUGAGAAAACUCUCACUAUCCCUUAACCAUAAGAGAUGCAGAAGUAAUCCUACUUGCGACUUGGGUACUCUCGUUUUCCCUGGCUUCAUGCAGUUGACGCGUUUUUGCUCUAGUUCGUAUGGGCUCGUUUUGAUAUUUUCGUUCGUUAUCAUUGGCUGUUGUCACUGCGGUUUUGGUUGCCGUACAGUCGAAUUUACACUACCACGCUCUUUGAUUGGUCAGGCGAAUCCGGGCCGCCCUUUCAACCAAUCAGAUGCAGACUUAAAAGCCAUCGUGCCCAACUCACUCGCUUUUCUCGCCAUUGAGUUGUACUCGAUAUGUGUUUUUAGUUACGCCUUUUUGAUGUUCCAUUGCAGGAAGAGUGUUGAUUGCAAUAUGGCUGGGAUUACAGCCUUUUCUCUCAGUGAAAUCGAGGAAGGAAGCGAAACAGAAGAGUUUUGGAAAGUGAUUGGAGGAAAGAAGUACUACUGCAGUUUGGCGCAUGGUAUGUAACUGACCUUGUUCACUCGUCGUGCUUAUAGGCGCAGAACGGAUAAAUGAUACAUCAGCCCAUAUGAACGUGGAGUAGACAUCAUUAGAAAGUGCUUCUCAGGAGCUUUCAUGGACUAGAAACAAACAAGGGUUUCCAUCCGUAGCUUCCGUCUUAAGUUGGAAGAUUUCAUCCACAGACCUCAGCUAGAACAAACUUGUAAAGCAACGUCAUCACACCACGUGAAUACUGCUGAAAGGGUUUAUUUUUUUUACUGUGGGACUGUUCUAGUUUAGUGGAACCUAAUGUUUGACGAACAGGAAUAGAGUAAGGAAAGUUUUGGCUCAUCCUAGUCUUUUUCGGCUGCCAUUUUGGAAUGUUUUGCGGAGGGUAGCAUUGUGUGACGUCUGAAAAAAAUGAAUUAGGACAGGUUUCCUCUCGAUUCUUGCUCGACUACGGUGUGUUGUUAUGAGGAUUUGUUUACGUGUUUAUUUAAGAAAGAUUUUUUUUUGUCGUAGAUCCAUCCAAACACAACUACCAACCUCGACUUUUUGAACUAAGCAGUGCCACUGGAAAAUUCACAGCGAGUGAAGUUUUGUGUCCCUCACGAUCGGAACCAAAACUGUGCCCGUUUCCAUUCCUACAAGAAGACCUUUAUACGGCCAAUCAACCAGGUGCGGAAGCUAAGCAUAGUUGUUACAAAACUGCACAGGGUAAUCUCAAUGUAAGGAGAUUUGCGCGAGGAAUAAGGAAUGAGAGAGAGAGAGAGAGAGGCAGAGGGAGACGAGACACCUUUUCCAUUAACACUCCCUUCCCGGCCUUUUCCUCCCGCACCCUGCUACCCUGCUACCCUGCUACCCCUCCCUGCUAUCCCUCUCCCCCUUCCCCCUCCCCCCCAGAAGACAAGUUUUUCUAAGACACAGAUUUUUGAUUAUUAAUUCGAGGAUUAUUUGCAGGGUUGUUUAUCGUAGACGGUUACUAUGAAGUCUACGUUUGGGAGGGUUGGAUGCCUGAGGAAGACGAUGAUGUGCGAACAGGCUCCGGAAGACAGCGCUGGGACAGAGACAGAAAACUCGCUAUGGAAACGGCGCUUAGUUAUGCUAAAGGUGUGCGAUUUGUUUUUUUCCCUCUCUCGCUGUAAGUGAUAUUUUUGUCUUUAGGUGUAUCGUUGUGUUUCUCAAGUCUAUUAGUUGCCAAGUUAAUUUCCAGUCAUUAUGAAAUACGAGAUAUUAACUUUUCUAUCUAUCUUUGAUUCCUUUCAAUGAUUUAUGGUAUUAAUUUUUAUUUAUUUAUUUAUUUAUUUCGUAUUCCUCAGAGGCUGGAAAGCGCGUCUCUCACCGUGUGUACGUGGUGUAUGCCGGCAUGGAACCGAUGACGUUUAAGGUUCUUUUUCCUUACUGGAAUGAUACACCAGAUGUCAUCAAAAUACAGAAACUGGUAUGUACUAUGUCGAAGCAUGCAAGCAAGCAAGUUUUCCUUGGCAAGUUGCACUCCUUUUAAUAGAAUUAAAAAGCCGCCCUUUGCUUCUUUUAUCGUAAUCAGUCAUUCUUGUUGUCUCUUUUCUAGGACGGAAAGCAACCUAAUACAAAACACUCUGCCAGCGACUUACUACAACAGUUUACAAAGUAAGUGACUAUAGAAUCAUGUUUCCUGUCACACAGAGCUGUGUUCUUCUCCUUCAACAGUUUCCAUCAGUGCUUCUGGUAUGAGAUUUUCCAGACUGUGACAGAGGGCGCACGCUUAAACAUUGCAAUUAUGCAGAGUUUGCUUUAGUAAGCUCUGUGAUUGGUCCAGACUAACGCACCAUUCUCUUAACCAAUCAGAUACAUACUAAAUCGUUGUCGACGUGGUUGCCUGCAUUUUCCUGCGUUUUAGACAUUGUGCUUGUUUUAAAUUUGGAUGCCCAUUGGCUCCACGUGUUUAUUUUCUUCUAUAUGAUUGGCUGAUCUUGUUAUUGUGUAUAUGGUCUCAAAGACACUUUCCCUAAUGACGCUUUAUCUUAACUACUCCUUAAUUGCUUUCAAAGGGAUUUUUACACACUGGCUGAACUUCAGAAGAUACCACCACCCCAAGGAGUUGAUCCAGCGAAACUUGAAGUUUACUUAAGCGAUAAUGACUUUAAGGUGAGUUCAGAAUGAAUUUAAUGAGAAAGUGCUCCAACUUACGUUUGUAAGCGAACCUCAACAUGUCACUGUGUGUCGUGGUGUUCUAUAUUGAUAUGGCCACCUUUUUAGGUGAGAGAUUGGUGCAACAAUUAAGCAUUUUCCUUUUCUUUUUCUAGGAGAUUUUUAAGAUGGAGAAAGAGGCAUUCAGUAAGCUCCCAGGCUGGAAACAAAUCAAUCUAAAGAAAGCUGUUGGUCUGUUCUAGACCAAAAUAGAACCUCGAAACUACAUGGUGGUAACUCAGACUAUUUAUAUCCUUGUCGACAGGUGCGAGAAGAAGGAAACAGUGGUUAUUACUUAUAAGAUCUGAUGCGCUAGAUUGCCUCUGUCAACCUUUUAUCUCCCAGAGUUGAUUGACGUGUCACUUCUUCUUGUGAUUCCACCGUGUUAUUUUGCAAACAUGUUAUGAGAGCAUACAAGCUAAUCAACUGGGGGGUUAGGUCUUGAUACAACACGAAAUUCUCCCGUUUAUUUUACGAGGAAAUAUUUGGCAGUCUGUAGGGAGAAUUGCAAAUAUGAUUCUGGGAGUUAAAAGGUCAGGGAUACCUAACUUUGAGAUAUAGUGUGCCGGUAAGGAAUGAUAAUAAGAUUAUUUUCUUACGCGUAUUCCCGUAGCAUUUAGUGUGCUGGGUGACACGAGGCAAGUUUAAAGGCAGAUAGCUUUAUGUGUAACCUAAAAUGCUAAAAGAUGUAUGUUUUUUGUAAUGAUGAAUUACCUUGUUAAGAUAAAGCUAUUGAUAUAAUUUUUGAUGUAAUUUUCUUGGCGCAGCAUCAGUAGACUUAAAAAUGAAAUGUGAUUUUUAUUUAGUUCAAAUUUUAGAUGGUAAUAUGAUAAACUUAGGCGUUAGAAUGUGUUUCACGUCAGUUUGGUUUCAAUCAAAUUGGCUCACCUUGAAUUGAAAAGAGUUAUUUCAAUUUGAAUUUCAAGAAAUUGUUUUGAGUCAAAUAUUUUUAUAGUCGAGAAUUAGAUUGCAAGGAAUUUGCGGUACUUGAUAAUAUUGAUUUUAGAGGAAAUAUAUUUUUGAAAUUACGCAGUUGAUUUUAGAGAAGUGUUCUUCGGAAAAGGUUUUAAAAUUCACAGCCAUUAUUCUUUUUCAGACGGAAAAUCUCGACAAUGUUUUCUUUCUACGUUCGUUUCUUCAUAUUUAUUUCUUCGCAUAAUUUAUUUCUGUAUCUCAAAGAUUUCGUUAGAAUUCUGCUGGGCGGAUGUAAUAGAUUUUGCAUUAAUUGUUAUCAUAUGUGAAGAUUAUGUUUGUUGCAUAUUUUUCAUUUCAAAAAAUACCAUGACUAAACUUGAGUGUUAAAUACAACGAUUACAGUUCCUUUCGGCUAAUGAUUUCGUCAGAUGACCUGGGAUAAGUUGGAGCGCUUUUCGAUUGAGUGUCUUAAAACGGAAACCAAAAUAAUUACACUGGCCAAUCAGAACAGAGGAAAAUACCUUGAAGAACCAAUGAGAACUCAAAGUAAAACCGAGAAAACUGUCUAAAGCGCGGGAAAACGCGGGCGACCAAAUUGUGAUUGGUGUUUGUUUUGCAUCGGAUUGGUUGAGAGGGUGGCACGAUAUUUUUUUGACCAAUCACAGAGCAAAUUAGAACAAGACCAAAGCAAUCCUGGAUUUGUUUUGACACGUACUAUUGAAUCGAAGAUUGCGCUAUUCGUAAACAUCGGAAGAAGUCAGAGCUGGUAAUAUUUCUUAGGCAAUGGACAUAUCUCGACCUAGGCAACGAGCAAUUUUUUUUCCCCAUAUUCCUUUUCAUGUCGAAAGCACUGGUUGCCAGGGUCGAAUGAAGUUGGAAUCAUUUUGAGUUUCCUGCAAUAUGAUUGGCUAAGUUUCUUAAGAGCAGUUUUCAAUCGACUGUCGUAAAACCAUAACCAGAAUAAUCACAACAGCCACAGCCAAUCAUAACAAAGGUUUUGUGUCAUCGUCAGCAAUUUAGGACUCAAAGUAAAAACUGAAAAGCUACCAAAAGCGCGGGAAAACGACUAAGACACUUAGUGUUUCCUACAAUUCUUGAUGUUUUAAUGGUUAUAGCAAAUUAUUGUUAAUCUCAGAUUAUUCAGUAAGCUUAAUGUAUUAUAAGAAUUGAGCUAAAUUGUUUUCGUCAAAUUGGGCAGGAGAAGGUUGUAUAUACAGAGAAAAUUAUGAAAGCUGAAAUGAGAUUAAAUUUAUGUUCUAUGUUAAUCCUGAUGUGAUGUACAUAGUAAUAAGAAGCUUUGCGUCAGGUUUUUAUGCAG